UUUGUUUUACCACCCUCCCCCACCAUCCUCUCUCUCGUCCUUAUGUAACACAAUAAUCGGGUUUGGAGUUUGGAUUCUUUUUCAUACAGACGCAUGGCUUCACUUUUCCAGAGAAGGCUCAAAGUACAUUUCUCUACAGUUUCAGGGAUUUAAGACUUAAUCCAUGGGGAGCAUCCCGGGACUUUCUCUUCUUCUUCUGGUGGCGAGUGUGUCCCUCCUGACGAGCCCCGGUGUCCAGGGCGGAAAGAUCCUGGUGUUCCCGGUGGAUGGCAGCCACUGGGUCAACAUGAACCUGCUGAUCCAGGGCCUCCACGCCAGGGGCCAUGAGGUCACUGUGGUCCGUACAGCCACCAGCUGGUACGUUAAAGAAAGUGCACCACAUUACCGCUCCAUCACUGUCACGCUGCCAGAAGCCAUCAGCAUAGAGGAGCAGGACUUUUUCGUUACCUUCCUGGUCAAGAUGCUGGAGAUCCAGAAAAAGGGGGCGUCUCUAAUUGGCUUUGUGAACUUCUACUGGGAAAUGCUCAGUUCGCUGUCAAUGAUUCACCAGCAGGCCAGUCUGCUGGGCGUAGAAAUAUUUGAGAACAAGACCUUAAUGCAGAGUAUUCGUGAUACUCACUAUGACGUGGUUCUUCUGGACCCUGGCUUGCCUGUAGGGGUUCUGGUGGCCCAUGAACUUAAGCUGCCGACCAUUUUUAACGUGAGAUGGAUCACCAGCGGAGAAGGCCAUUUUGUUGUCGCUCCGUCUCCAACGUCCUACGUCCCAACUUCAGGAUAUGCUGCGUCAGAUAAGAUGACCUUUGAGCAAAGAAUCAAAAACAUGCUCCACUAUGUCAUCAACACAUGCAUUGACAAGUUUAUAGUAUGCCCUCACUAUGACAGACUAGUGGACAGGUACUUUGGUCCAGGUGUGAACUUCUAUCACCUCCUACAAGGGGCAGACAUCUGGCUCAUGAGGGUGGACUUUGUCUUUGAAUUCCCCAGACCCACCAUGCCAAACAUUGUUUACAUUGGUGGUUUUCAGUCUAAGCCUUCGAAGCCUUUAUCAUCAGAGCUGGAGGAGUUUGUUCAAACUUCAGGAGAGCACGGGUUCAUCCUCAUGUCUCUGGGCACACUGGUUAAAGGUCUACCUGUAGAAAUCACUUCUGAAAUUGCCGCUGCCUUUGCCCAAAUUCCUCAAAAGGUCAUAUGGAGGCAUGUUGGUGAGCGCCCCAGCAAUCUGGGCAACAAUACCCUUCUGGUGAAAUGGAUGCCCCAGAACGACCUCUUGGGUCACCCGAAGAUCAAAGCCUUCGUGGCCCAUGGUGGUACUAACGGGAUCUAUGAGUCCAUCUACCACGGAGUGCCGAUAAUAGGCAUUCCUCUUCUGUUUGACCAGUUCGAAAACGUUUUAAGAUUGGAAACGCGAGGAGCUGCUAAGGUGGUGGACGCGACCAAACUCACCCGCCUGAACUUUCUGGAAGCUCUACAAGAAGUUAUUGACAACCCCUCAUACAGAAACAACAUGAAGCGCCUCUCUGCUCUCCACCGGGAUAAACCAAUGCAUCCUCUGGAAACAGCACUUUUCUGGACAGAGUUUGUCAUGAGGCACAAAGGAGCUUCACAUUUACGGACUGAGUCUUAUAAGAUGCCCUGGUAUGCCUAUUACUCUGUGGAUGUUAUUUGCUUCUUGUUGGCAAUCCUGUGUUUGCUGACAGCAACUGUAGCGGGAUCAAUACGAUUCCUGUGCUUUCGACUGUGCAGGAGGAGAAAACCCAAACAGGAGUAGCCACUCCUCACACCAGUCAGAUAUUUUGAAGAAUAAAGCUGCUGAUAUUCUACAUUUUUAUUAUUGUAAACAAACCCCAGAAAAAGAAAAAGCAAAAGUUAACUGAUCCUACUACCAAGCACUGUGUAUAUGUAAACACUGAUCUUAUUCCUCUGGGCUCCAUUGUCAGUCCUACAUACACUGUCCUGACCCAGAUACUCACGAGAAAACCAAAUGUGUAUGAAAUGUGUAUUACUCCUGUUUGAGGAACUUGAGCUAAAACACACAGAGCCCAGCUGUUUCAGGAAAUUACCGAGCCACACACAGCGACACAUCACUGGGUUUGCUCUAAUUCAACAGCAAAAAUAAAAAUAUGGAAUAACACCAGCCUUAUCCUUCGACUGAGUCAGCCUAACACCUGGAUUCACACCAGAAAAAAUGUGAUUUAGCUCAAGACAUCAGAAGUCUAAAAGGUGCUGGAUGCAAAGAAAUCAAACCUCCUGCACACUUCACUGUGGCGUACACAUGCCCGACAGAGCCUGUACCUUCUUUCAGCACUGUGUUUCUAGUAGCACUCUCAGUAGUUUGAAAAGUACUGAAAUUUUCUAAAUCAGUCAAUUAUGCUGAUCUGAAAUUUAAUAAGAUAUAUAAAAACACAUACGUGCCUUAUUUCAUGUUUUUUUUUUAUAAGAAUCAACUUUUGAAAAUGAAUGCUGUGGUGUUUUGUUGUGUAUCAUCACUGGACAAAAGAAAAGUCUGGUACAAAAAAAUGUACUUAAUGAAGAUAAAGUAAGAAAAGACAAAUUGAAUUCAAAUGAAAAAACUCAGAUUUGAACAUAGGGCAGAAAAUGAAUGCAUCAUAGAUUUGCUCCUAUAAUUUCCUACAGUCUAUGUACAAAAUGGCAAUUUCAAAUUGUUACUGGUUUAUUUACAACAUGAAACGAGAAAUAAAAAUGUCUGUGGACAAUCUAA
Molecule: messenger RNA, 2719 nt
Organism: Toxotes jaculatrix (banded archerfish)
Lineage: Eukaryota; Metazoa; Chordata; Actinopteri; Toxotidae
Product: UDP-glucuronosyltransferase 1-2-like
Exons: 2
Coding region: 164-1768 (534 amino acids)
Molecular function (GO): UDP-glycosyltransferase activity
Source: RefSeq, a predicted model, not a curated record